CUCCCCCUAUUAGAACGUAAAGUCUUUCGAAACAGAGACUGUCUCAAUCUUCUAUUUGUAUCUCUGGACCUCAGCAUACUACUUUGCACACACCCACACUAGCUCUGUGGUCACAAAGGAAGACUGUGCGAAGGGUUCUGAGGUCUGGUGUCAGAAUUUCAAGACGGCAUCUGAGUGUGGAGCCAUUGAACACUGCCAACAGACUCUCUGGAAUGAGGCAACAGUGAAGAACUUGGUUCAGAUGAAGGCUGGUCCUACUUGUGAGCUGUGCCAACAUGUUAUCAAAGAGAUCAUCAAGUUGCUGGAGGGCAACCAGUCUAAGGAGGAUGUGAUUAACGCAGCAGAGGAAGUGUGCUCGGUGAUCCCCAGUUAUGUAGCUGGGAGCUGUGGAGACUUGGUCAACACCUUUGGCCCCAGUAUCAUGCAUCUACUCCUGGAGGAGAUUGACCCUGACUCCAUGUGUAGUAUUCUUAAUAUUUGCCAAGGCAAGACAUCAGCACAUGCAGUUAACAUAGCCAGACUUAAGAGUGGUGUCUUCUGUGACAUGUGCAAAAAGAUCGAUGGGUAUUUGGACCGGAACCUGGAUAAGAACAGCACCAAGGCCAUGAUUCUCUCUGCCUUUGAGAAGGCUUGUAGCAUGUUGCCAGGUGUUUACAAGGAUGAGUGUGACGCGUUUGUGAAGGAGUAUGAGCCGGUCCUGAUUGCAGCCCUGCACGAUGAGAUGAAUCCUGAUUCUCUGUGUCUGAAAGUUGGAGCUUGCCCCAAAGCUCCUGCUAAGCCUCUGUUGGGAAGGGAGCAGUGUGUCUGGGGCCCAAGCUACUGGUGUAAGAACAUGGAGACAGCUGCUCAGUGCAACGCUAUUGAGCACUGCAAGAAACAUGAAUGGGAUUAGAGGAGCGCCCUUGUGUCUUGGAGAAAUUGCAACUUCUUUCCUAUUUGUAUGUCUGAGAGAAGGGAAUAUACAGAUCUGAUUUUUUUUCCUGUUUUUCAAAUAAGCCCAAGUUCUCUUCUUCCUCCAUCUCAUCUCUCUUUUGUUCCAUUUAUCCGUUGUUUCCAUGGGUCUGAGAGGCGCUCCAUUUGGCCAUGUCGCCAUGCUCUUUCCCCCUCUGCUAGAUGAAUGAUGUGUCAUGACUGCAUCAUAGACUAGAGUCUGGGUGUGAUGGUGGAGGUGUGGGUUUGGUGGAAGGUGGGAGCCUGUGGAUAGGGAUGACAGAAGCAUGGGACCAAAACCAAUGAUAGCCAGGGGCUUCAAACUUAUAAUCACUUAGUAGUGUUUAGAACUGUCCUAGGCUGAGGCUGGGAGAGCCACUCCCUCUAUUACUGUCCCCCCUAACCUAUUGGUCACCUUAUAUUAGGGGCAGAAGAAAGGCAUAGUUUGUCUUCAAGUGUAAGACCUCAGAGCCAGAGUCCUUAGUUUUUUAAAUUGGUUUUCUUGCAAUGUGGAGGGGUCCCAGUCUCCUUACUGGAGGAAGCUGGUGUUGGCUUAGAAAGAGCAGGGGAAGGUGAGGGGAGGUGAGGUUUUGAAUUCACCAUAGUUGGAUUGAGGGAGUCCAGCUCUUAACGUGGUUUCUUUGAACACUCCUACCCUUGAGUUCUAGCCUGUUUUCUAUUUCUUUGUGAUACCUUUCCUGAGCCUUCGCUUUGAAGUAGAUUUGGGGAAGUGGGACAGAGCAGUAACUGGGGUUGUGUUUCAGGAGGGGCUGCUGUGGGGAGAAUGCCUACAGGGUGGGGGGAGGUUGUGGUGAAUUCUUUCUUCUCUGAGACCUUGAUUUACAUAGCAACCAUAGCGAUGCUUGUUUAGUUCAAAGACAACGAAUCUUUUUCUUCUAGCUCUGGACGAAUGUUAGCUAGUGUCUGUGGCAUGCCUUACAUAGAACUCUGGCACGUAUCACACAGUCCCAGGUCAUUGCUGUAUCCCCUUCUUAGAGGCCUUACCUUAAUUAUCAUAAUAAUUUUUAGGCUAACGUGGGGGACAAAAUUCUACAUUUCUUUUUUUUGGCUAUGCAAUGGGGUUAAGUGACUUGCCCAGAGUCACACAGCUAGUAAGUGUUAGGUG
Messenger RNA from Vombatus ursinus (common wombat), 2056 nucleotides. RefSeq names its product prosaposin-like. Gene Ontology annotation, cellular component: lysosome. Lineage: Eukaryota; Metazoa; Chordata; Mammalia; Diprotodontia; Vombatidae. The transcript is spliced from 8 exons. The record is from RefSeq and is a predicted model, not a curated record. Gene Ontology annotation, biological process: sphingolipid metabolic process. Bases 242 to 892 code for a protein of 216 amino acids.